UACGUUGUACACUGCGGCUACCCGCGCCGUUUGACUACGAUAGGCCUGUAGUUCAUGUAGGUAUCAGUAUUAGCUACCGACUUGAAAGACCGCGUGGCAAAAGAAUACCUACAUUAAUAAACAGCUAGCCGAACUGUUUUUUUGUGAUCAAAGUGCGUGUGUUCGAGGUAUUAAAUCACUCCUAGGAGAAUCGCCAAAUUUUGUCAUUUGAAAUGACAGCCAAUGUACUUGUCAUCGGGAGCGGCGGACGAGAACACGCUUUAUGCUGGAAACUGGAUCAAUCACCAGACGUGAAGGAGAUAUAUGUAGUUCCCGGAAAUGUUGGCAUACAACAAGUAACCAAAGUUAAAGUAGUUGAUAUCAACAUAAAAGACUACAAGGUGGUUUCCAAAUGGUGCCAGCAGAACAAUGUUGGGCUUGUUGUGGUGGGCCCAGAGGAUCCAUUGGCUGGAGGCAUUGCAAACGAGCUGCUGUCAGCUGGUAUCCCUUGCUUUGGACCAUCUCGGGAAGCAUCUCGGAUUGAGUCUGAUAAAAGUUGGGCAAAAGAAUUCAUGAAGCGACAUGAAAUACCAACAGCUCAGUGGGGUGCCUUCUCUGAUGCCCAAGAAGCAAAAAAAUUCAUAAAGAGUGCAACUUUCCCUGCUCUUGUGGUGAAGGCUAGUGGACUUGCUGCAGGGAAAGGAGUUGUUGUGGCAAAGUCACAGGAACAUGCCUGUCAAACUGUUGACAAUAUGCUUAAUGAUCGUUGCUUUGGUGAUGCUGGAAACAAAAUUGUUGUAGAAGAACUGCUUAUUGGAGAGGAAGUUUCAGUAUUAGCAUUUUCAGAUGGUAACACAGUACGAGCCAUGUUACCUUCCCAAGAUCACAAAAGAUUAAAAAAUAAUGAUGAAGGUCCUAACACAGGUGGAAUGGGUGCAUAUUGUCCAUGUCCUCUAAUAUCAGCAAAGGAGCUGCAGAUGGUUGAAGAGAAAGUAUUGCAGAGAGCAGUUGACGCGCUGCGAAAGGAGAAUACACCUUUUGUAGGUGUGUUAUAUGCUGGACUGAUGCUUACAAACGAUGGCCCUAAGGUACUGGAAUUCAAUUGUCGAUUUGGUGAUCCGGAAACUCAAGUGAUUCUUCCUCUGCUUGACUCAGACCUGUAUCAGGUCAUGAGGGCAUGCUGCAGUAAUUUGCUGGCAAAUGUGAAUCUGAAAUGGAAAAGAGAUUUCUAUGCAGUUGGAGUUGUAAUGGCAAGUCAGAAAUAUCCUGAGUCAUCUACCAAAGGCAAAGUUAUUACUGGGAUUGAGGAAGCAACGCAAAUACCCAAUAAUCUCGUGUUUCACAGUGGUACAGCACAAAAUGCAUCAGGCGAGCUUGUCACUAAUGGGGGUCGAGUGCUAAUAUCAGUUGCUCUAGCUCAUGACUUAACUGUUGCUGCAGCAAGGGCAAGGAAGAUGUGUGUUAGCACUAUAAAAUUUGAUGGUGCACAGUACCGCACAGACAUAGCUCACAAAGGAAUAGCAAGAUCAUUGUUGCAGAAAGGUCUCCUCACAUAUAAAGAAAGUGGUGUUGAUAUCAAUGCAGGGGACUCACUAGUAAAUCAAAUAAAAUUGUAUGUAAAAAAAACCAACAGGACUGGUGUCCUAGGCUCCAUUGGAGGAUUUGGAGGUGUUUUUGAUGUUCCUGCUACUGGUUAUAGUGAUCCUCUUCUUGUGUCUGGUACUGAUGGAGUUGGCACAAAAUUAAAGGUUGCUCAGCAGUGUGGCAUCCACUCAACAGUUGGAAUUGAUCUAGUUGCAAUGUGUGUAAAUGACAUUCUUGCACAAGGAGCAGAACCACUUUUCUUUCUGGAUUAUUUUGCAACUGGUAAUCUGAACGUUGAUGUAGCUUCGCAAGUGGUUUCUGGUGUAGCUGAAGGUUGUCGCCUUGCAAAUUGUGCUCUCAUUGGUGGUGAAACAGCUGAAAUGCCGGGGCUUUAUGCUGAAGGUGAUUAUGACCUGGCAGGCUUUGCUGUAGGAGCAGUCGAACGUAAAAAGUUGUUACCAGUGAUGGAUUCCAUUAUUCCUGGUGACAUUGUUCUUGGAUUGUCAUCCAGUGGAAUUCAUAGCAAUGGAUUCAGUCUUGUGAGGAAAGUUGUUGAAAGAUUUGGUGUGAAAUAUAGUAGCAAAGCACCAUUCAGCAAGACAGGGAAGAGUUAUGGUGAAGAAUUCUUAACACCAACAAAAAUUUAUGUGAAGGGCUUGCUGAAAGUACUACAGAGUGGAAAAGUCAAAGCUCUGGCUCAUAUAACAGGUGGUGGGCUGAUUGAAAAUAUACCCCGUGUAUUGCCUGAUGGCACUGGAGUAAGAUUGGAUGCUGCUUCUUGGGAAAUACCUCCUGUCUUCGGUUGGAUAGCAGCAGCAGGUGGAGUAAGUGAAACAGAGAUGUUAAGAACCUUCAAUUGUGGCAUAGGUGUUGUUUUAAUAGUGAAUCCGAAUGAUGUAGCAGAUGUGCAAAAACUUAUUACUGAAGAAGAUGCAAAAGUCAUUGGCCAAGUAGAAAAACUUAGUUCCACAGGUGUCCCACGUGUACAUGUAGAGAACUUUGUUCCUGAAAUGGAAAGAAUUAUGAGACCAUUUGUUGAAUCAGUGGUUGCUGCCAAAGAACCUCCAAGGAAAAGAGUUGGAGUUCUAAUUUCUGGAAGUGGAACAAACUUGCAGUCCCUCAUUGACGCCACCAUGGAUCGUUCACAAGGGGUUGGGGCAGAAAUUGUGAUCGUUAUUUCAAAUAAGGCUGGUGUCCAAGGGCUUGAAAGAGCAACAAGAGCAAACAUUCACACAAAGGUGAUACCCCAUACAGCAUAUGGAUCUAGAUUAGAAUUUGAUAUGGCAGUGCAUGCAGCUCUUAAAGAAGCUCGUGUCGACAUUGUGUGUCUAGCGGGAUUUAUGCGAGUACUUACAGGAGAUUUUGUCAGAUUGUGGCGUGGACGCCUGAUAAACAUACAUCCGGCACUGCUGCCAUUAUUCAAGGGUACUCAUGCUCACCGCCAGGCUCUACAGGCUGGUGUAAGGGUUACUGGGUGCACUGCACACUUUGUAGAGGAGGAUAUUGAUGCUGGGGCUAUAUUAGCACAAGAAGCAGUACAGAUUGAGAUAGAUGACACUGAAGAAACAUUGCAAGAACGAGUUAAAUUAGUAGAACACAAAGUUUUCCCUAAAGCUCUGAAACUUGUUGCCACAGAACAAGUGCAUUUGGAUGAAAAUGGGAAGAUUGUUUGGAAGCAUUAAGAAUUUAGUAAAGUUAGAGAGAGAGAGAGAGAGAGAGAGAGAGAGAGAGAGAGAGAGAGAGAGAGAGAGAAUUAAUCUCAAUGCUCAAACAUGACUGAAAUAGCUUUUUACUUUUUUAAGAAAUAACUUGUUUACAAGAAUCUCAAUAAUUGAAAAAAUAAUGAAAAUUUAAAAAAGAAUUCUGUUAUUCUUGCCUAA
Molecule: messenger RNA, 3443 nt
Organism: Schistocerca nitens (vagrant locust)
Lineage: Eukaryota; Metazoa; Arthropoda; Insecta; Orthoptera; Acrididae
Gene: Gart
Product: trifunctional purine biosynthetic protein adenosine-3
Exons: 18
Coding region: 213-3245 (1010 amino acids)
Biological process (GO): adenine biosynthetic process; 'de novo' IMP biosynthetic process
Cellular component (GO): cytosol
Molecular function (GO): phosphoribosylglycinamide formyltransferase activity; phosphoribosylamine-glycine ligase activity; phosphoribosylformylglycinamidine cyclo-ligase activity
Source: RefSeq, a predicted model, not a curated record